AUCCUGCCUACAUCAAGAAUCCGCCAGUUUAAGAAGUUUCCUGUCACAAGGUUGCCAAGGGGUUUCCCACCCUUGCCUCGCCACUGACAGCCGACAUGCAGGAAACCCCAGCAACAUCGUCUGCCCCUGGGUCUCGGAGCCAAUCCUUGUUCAACGUUACACGCCAGCCCUCUGCUCUACUUGGUGCCAGCCUAGGGGUUCAGACCUCAAAGACUGGCCCCACCCCUGCCUCAGCCCACCUGAAGGCCAAGGUCCCAAAUACCCGUCGCAUGUGCCGGAUCAUCUCCGAGGAUGCAGAAUGGACCCUGGCCAUUGUACCUCUCCUUACAGAGCUCUGCAUUCAGCACAUCGUCAAGAACUUCGAGAACAACCCAAUCCUGAAGCAGCUGCUCCCAGAGCACCAAGAGAAGGUCUUGAGCCUCCUGCCCCCUGACCUGCCUCUGAGCUUGACUGCCAACUUGAUAGCCGAUGAGAACUAUUGGCAGCGCUGCUGCACCAAGCGCUGGCCCGUGUGCCACUUGGCCAGGUACGGCGGCAGCUGGAAGCGCAUGUUCUUCGAGAGACACCUGGAGAGCCAGCUCAAGUUCUUCAUCCCAGGUACCACAGACCCCAACGUGAUCCUGGACCUGCUGCCCCUCUGCAGGGACUACGUGCGCCGCCUCCAAGUGGACCAGCUCCUCCCGCCGGUGCGGCUGCCGGCCCCGCCCCAAGGGGAGGAACAGUCGGACUCGGGCAGUGAGGCAGAGGGAGGUGAGUCUGAGAAGGACCACUACCAGCUGGAGGCUCUGGUGGCCGGCCUCAAGCACCUGGAGGAGCUGGACCUGGUGUACGGCAUCAAAGACUGUGGCGUGAACUUUCAGUGGAACUUUUUCCUCUUCACCUAUCAAGACUGCCACUCUCUGGCAGCCACCGUCAAAGCUUGCCACACCCUCAAGAUCUUCAAGCUGACCCGAAGUAAGGUGGAUGACGAUAAGGCCCGCAUCCUAAUCCGUAGCCUGCUGGACCACCCAGCCCUCGAGGAGCUGGACCUAUCCCACAACCUCAUUGGAGACCGUGGUGCACGAGCAGCAGCCAAGCUGCUGAGCCACAGUCGCCUGCGAGUGCUCAACCUAGCCAACAAUCAGUUGCGGGCCCCUGGUGCACAGUCGCUGGCUCAUGCCCUGGCACACAACACCAACCUUGUCUCCCUCAACCUCCGCCUCAACUGCAUUGAAGAUGAGGGUGGCCAAGCAAUUGCCCAUGCCCUGGAGACCAACAAGUGCCUCACCACACUGCACCUCGGUGGCAAUGAACUGUCUGAGCCCACAGCUACCCUCCUCUCCCAGGUGCUCCCCAUCAACACCACGCUCAUCAGCCUCAACCUAUCCUGCAACCACAUUGGCGUGGAUGGUGGGAAGCAACUCCUGGAAGGCAUGUCAGACAACAAGACCAUCCUGGAGUUUGACUUGCGUCUGUCAGAUGUAUCCCAAGAGAGCGAGUACCUCAUCGGCCAGGCUCUCCAUGCCAACCGAGAGGCUGCCCGCCAGCGGACCCUGAAUCCUGGCCACUUCAUGUCACCCAUCACUAACUGUCCUGAGAAGUCUGUAGGCUAAGAUGGGGUACAGGGCUAG
Messenger RNA from Acomys russatus (golden spiny mouse), 1610 nucleotides. It is a transcript of the gene Tcte1, whose product is annotated as t-complex-associated-testis-expressed 1. Gene Ontology annotation, molecular function: protein binding. The coding region runs from base 96 to 1592 and encodes 498 amino acids. Gene Ontology annotation, cellular component: sperm flagellum. Gene Ontology annotation, biological process: flagellated sperm motility. The record is from RefSeq and is a predicted model, not a curated record. Lineage: Eukaryota; Metazoa; Chordata; Mammalia; Rodentia; Muridae. The transcript has 4 exons.